Messenger RNA from Cyprinodon variegatus (sheepshead minnow), 3951 nucleotides. It is a transcript of the gene antxr1c, whose product is annotated as anthrax toxin receptor 1-like. Gene Ontology annotation, molecular function: signaling receptor activity. The record is from RefSeq and is a predicted model, not a curated record. The transcript is spliced from 18 exons. Bases 320 to 1993 code for a protein of 557 amino acids. Lineage: Eukaryota; Metazoa; Chordata; Actinopteri; Cyprinodontiformes; Cyprinodontidae. Gene Ontology annotation, cellular component: membrane.
UCACAUCCUCAGCUUUAUAUCCAAGUUUACACUUUGAGAGAAUAGAUCUUUUUAAAAAUAUUUUCCAGAGCUGUUUGGACGAUUUUCUUGGAGAAAUGCAUUUCUCUGCAUCUGAGAAGCAGCUCCUCUCCAUCUGAGCCUGUCAUUGGCAUGGUUAUGAUCAUUCAUUACGCUUUAAACAGAAAGCCUUUUUUACUUUUUGCCCAACAGAAUCAAACUGGUGUCUAUUUGUGUAUUUUGUUGGGGGUUUUUUCGCGGGCAACCCACAAAGGAGUAAAGUUUAACCUCUGGAGCCAGAUUACAGAAAAUUGUGCUGAACAUGCGUCUGGUUCUGGUUCUGGUCGGAUUAUUUCUGCUCACUUCUCCAUCAGCAAGAGCGGAGCCGGAGCUGCCGGUGGAGGAAGAGGAGGAGGAGGAGGAGAGCUCCUGUCACGGCGCCUUUGACCUUUACUUUGUGCUCGAUAAGUCUGGCAGUGUCAUCGGCCAUUGGGAUGAAAUCUUUGAAUUUGUGAAGAAUUUAGCAGAGAAGUUUAAAAGUCCCAUGCUGAGGAUGUCCUUCAUCACGUUUAGCUCCAGAUCAUUCACCAUACUGAAACUGACAGAAAACAGGGGGAAAAUCCUACGAGGCCUGAAUGCUCUGAGGAAAGAGAAACCUGGUGGGGACACUUUCAUGCACCUGGGGCUGGAGAGUGCAAAUGAACAAAUACGCAAGGAAAACUUUGGCACGGCGAGUGUGAUCAUCGCUCUGACAGAUGGAGACCUGCAAACACAGCCGCUCAUCGAUGCACAGCAGCAGGCAGAGGAAGCCAGACGUCUAGGAGCCAUUGUGUACUGUGUUGGUGUCAAAGACUUUAAUGAAACACAGCUGGCCACCAUUGCUGACACCAUAGAGCAUGUGUUUCCUGUGCUGGGAGGGUUCCAUGCCCUUAGGGGUGUCAUCGACUCGAUUAUCAAGAAAUCCUGUAUUGAAAUUUUGGCAGCAGAACCUUCGAGCGUGUGUGCAGGAGAGACAUUUCAAGUUGUGGUGCGAGGAAACGGAUUUCUCCACGCAAGAAACAUCGACCAGGUGCUCUGCAGCUUCAAGAUCAACGAUACCGUCACAGUUAAUGAAAAGCCUGCUGGUGUAGAAGACACAUUCUUACUGUGUCCGGCUCCUGUCAUCGAUGAGGUUGGAAAGGUGAUUUUUCUCCAAGUAAGCAUGAAUGAUGGUGUUUCCUUCAUCGGGAGCAACGUCCACAUCACUACCACGGAGUGUUUUGACGGCACCAUACUCCUGAUAACGUUGCUGGUGUUGUUCCUCCUGCUGGCCCUCCUUUUUAUGUGGUGGUUCUGGCCUCUGUGCUGCACCGUGGUGAUCAAGGAGCCGCCUCCCCCUCCUCCUCCUGAGCCUGAGUCUGAUGAUGACGACGGCCUGCCGAAGAAGAAGUGGCCCACUGUGGAUGCCUCGUAUUAUGGAGGAAGAGGAGUUGGUGGAAUCAAGAGGAUGGAGGUGCGAUGGGGCGGCAAGGGCUCCACCGAGGAGGGGGCGAAGCUGGAGAAGCCGAAGAACGCAGUGGUGAAGAUGCCGGAGCAGGAGUACGAACCAUACGAGCCCAAACCUAAGAAGGCUCAGAACAAGAAGCCGCCUCAGAACCGGAAGUGGUACACACCUAUCCGGGGUAAACUGGAUGCCAUCUUGGCUCUGUUUCGCCGUGGAUAUGACCAGGUGUCCCUGAUGAGACCCCAACCUGGUGAUCAUGGUCGAUGUAUCAACUUUACAAGAGUAAAAGAUGACUCUGCAACCAAGGCUCCGCCCCGUUCCCCGAUCCAUGUGCCCUCACCGCCUCCCCCCGACUACCAUCCCAUUACCCGCCCCACCUCACCAUCUCCAACCAGCCCACCCACCAGACCAGCACCAUCAGGCCAGGUGCCUCCAGGACCACCGCCAUCCCGCACGCCACCAGGUCCACCCUGUCCUCCACCGGCCCGCCCUCCACCCGCCCUUCAACCCUGAAACAUGUGGACAGACCUCCUCCACCCCCCCAAUCCUGUCCACCCUGAUAUCACAUUGAUAUUGCUACCCUGAGCGUGUGUUUUAUCUUGAAGCCGCAGGUCCUGCUGCCAAAUAUGCUCCUGCCUCAUAGCAAAGAAUAGAUGCAUGCCGAACCUCAGACACGUGUGCUCCUGCUGUUGGAUGGGAUAGAGUCUCAAGUUGAGCUCUAAGCUCACAAUCUUAGUCAUGUGACAUGUUCUUCCAUCUCACCUGAUUAAAUCCCUAACUACAGAUGAGGAACAUGUUUGGAUUGAAUGGUUUUUGUAAAUGUUUAAAGCUAAAGCAAAGUUUAACUUGACAUUCUAUCUCACGUAGAUCACAUAUUACCAUUUAUCAGAUCUUGAAGGAUUGUUGCUGGACAGCAAGGCAGAGACACAAAGGGAUGUCCACUGAAGAGCAUCUAAAGAUAUUUACAUUUAUUUCUUUCUUUAUCAACUACUGAAUUAUGUGGUUGCAGGUUAUUUUUGCCCCAUUCUUAUUGUGAAUCUUUGCAGUUUUGGUCAAAUGUCACAAGAAGCUUCGCACUGACCAAGCAGUGCAGCUUAAUGAGAGAGGGAAUAGAAAUAUACAGUUAGGUAUAGAAAUCUAUAACUGAAGGUCAAAUGAAGGUCAUUUUAAAACAAAGUGAGAACUUAAACAAUAGUUUAGAUUCAUCACUGUUUACCAAGUUGUUUAUGGGUGCAAAAGGGAAACAGACAACAUGGUAGCAAGACGGUAAAACAUAGGGGAAGUUAGAACAUCUCUAUAAGGCAGUGUAUUUUUAUGGGUUUAUUUCACAUUGCCGUUUGGUAAACAGAAGGUUUUUUCUAUAUGCGAGUUCUCCUCAUUAAUUGCUACUAAAAUCAGCACAUUUUAUGAGGUAAGAUAAAAAUGUAUAUAGGUGUCUGAAUUUGAAAUUGUUAGUCACUAAACAUGGAUAGAUUUAAUAUUCGUAUUUGUUUCUUGUGUCAGCUCAUACAUACACGUGGCAUCAGAUGUUUCAUCUGUGAAAAUCCAAGUUUUGAAGUUACAAAUACAUGUUUCAAAGUUACAACUUAGAAAAAAAAAACUAUGACUAAGAAUAACAAAUUUCAUGAGUAUGAAUCUACAAACCCAGACUAAGCUGUAAAACUCCUCACCAGUUGGUGGCAGUAUAACACCUGCAGGUUGUUCGCCAAUGAUUAUGACAAGAAGAAGAUGAAAAGAUAAAAAAAUGUCCGCCCUAACCCCUAAAUCCCUCCAUUAAUAUAUAGAGCAGGUAUUAUAUAGUGGAAUAAUAUAGUGGACAGAAGAUCUCUACUUUUCACUCCCCGUUGGUCACGUAACUCCACCUCCCUGCCACCACAACAACUCCCAUGAUGCUUUGCGAGGAGAGCUCUCGCAAAGCGAUCUGGGAUGUUUCUGAUCAUCUAGUAACCAUGGGUGAUCACUACUUUUCAAGGUGAAUUGUGGGAAAUUCUAAGUCCACUACUUUUUCAUCCACUAGACAUUCGGACACUCACCUAAAAUGGCGUGACCGCCAAUGGGGAUGUUUGGACACAGUCUACGGCUGUUUGUCAAUUCACAAGAAUGCAAGUACAGGCCUGUGUCCUCGCCAAGUGUAUUCUUGAGCAGAACACAGGAAAGUCUGGUUUAGGGAGAACGGUAGCACGCAGCAUAAAUAUGGGUCAAUUGGAACAGAAGUUUACUGAUGACAUCACCACACGCUGGUGUGGUGAUGUCAUCUGGGGCUGCAUUUCACCUCCUGUUAGUAUUGGUCUCUAGAUAAUAAUGAAUUGACUUUUUUCAUGUAGUGGGGGAAGAAUAAUAAACAUAGUCAGAUUAACGCAAAUCAAAUGAACAUUUUGCCAAAUAAAACAAAAAACUCUCCAUCAGAGCGAGCGAUACUUCACACAUGGCUAUGCAGAAGGAGGGCCGCUGCAGACGGGCUAACAUUAGCC